Molecule: messenger RNA, 2639 nt
Organism: Melanotaenia boesemani (Boeseman's rainbowfish)
Lineage: Eukaryota; Metazoa; Chordata; Actinopteri; Atheriniformes; Melanotaeniidae
Gene: plaa
Product: phospholipase A2-activating protein
Exons: 14
Coding region: 84-2483 (799 amino acids)
Biological process (GO): proteasome-mediated ubiquitin-dependent protein catabolic process; ubiquitin recycling
Cellular component (GO): cytoplasm; nucleus
Molecular function (GO): ubiquitin binding
Source: RefSeq, a predicted model, not a curated record
UUCCGCUGGUAUUAGCGGCUGGUGUUUGUUGACAGCAACUACACAUAACUUCACUCUGUUGUAAUAGUUUCAUUUUGAGUAAAAUGGCAUCGCCUAACUCGUACAAACUCAGGUGUUCCAUCCCUGGCCAUGAGAUGGACGUCAGGGGACUCGCAACUGCUGUUUUUCCAGUGGGAGCUUUCGUGUCCGUGUCCAGGGACCGAACCGGAAGAGUCUGGGUGCCAAAUUCAAGCAGCCCAGAUAAAGGCUUCACUGAGAUGCACUGUAUGUCAGGCCACUCAAAUUUUGUAUCCUGUGUCUGCAUCAUUGCACCCAGUGAAACAUAUCCCCGGGGACUGAUUGCCACAGGUGGGAAUGAUAAUAACAUUUGUGUUUUCACACUCGAUCAACCACAGCCCCUGUUCACCCUUCAGGGUCACAAAAAUACAGUUUGUAGUCUGUCAUCUGGAAAGUUUGGGACACUUCUGAGUGGCUCGUGGGACACUACAGCCAAAGUGUGGCUCAAUGAGAAGUGUAUGAUGACUUUGCAGGGCCACUCUGCAGCUGUUUGGUCUGUGGUUAUCUUACCUGAACAAGGUCUUAUGCUUUCUGGAUCAGCUGAUAAGACCAUCAAGCUUUGGAAGGCUGGCCGAUGUGAGAGAACGUUUACAGGUCAUGAGGACUGCGUGAGAGGACUGGCAGUGAUUAGCAACACUGAGUUUUUCUCUUGCAGCAAUGAUGCAAGUAUCAGAAGGUGGCUGGUGACAGGCGAAUGUGUACAGGUCUACUAUAGUCACACCAACUACAUCUACAGCUUGGCUGUCUUCCCCAAUAGCGAAGAUUUUGUAAGCACAGGAGAGGACAGGACUUUGCGGAUAUGGCGGAAGGGAGAGUGCUGCCAGACCAUCCGCCUGCCCGCCCAGUCUGUCUGGUGCUGCUGUAUUCUGCCUAAUGGCGACAUAGCCGUCGGUGCUAGUGAUGGCAUCAUCCGUAUAUUUACGGAAGCUGAGGAUCGCAUGGCCAGUGCAGAAGACCUUCAGGCCUUUGAGGAUGAGCUCUCCAAAGCCACCAUUGAUCCUAAGACUGGGGACCUUGGAGACAUCAAAUUGGAAGACCUGCCUGGAAGAGAACAUCUAAAUGAGCCUGGAAAUCGUGAUGGACAGACUCGGUUGAUCAAAGAUGGAGAGAAGGUGGAGGCAUAUCAGUGGAGUGUCAGUGAUGGCCGCUGGAUGAAAAUUGGAGAUGUGGUUGGUGGCUCAAACCAACAGACAUCCAAGAGUGUGAUGUAUGAGGGAAAGGAGUAUGACUACGUCUUCACCAUUGAUGUGAAUGAGGGAGGGCCCUCCAUGAAGCUGCCUUACAACAUGACAGACGACCCCUGGCUGACAGCACACAACUUUCUGCAGAAGAAUGACCUCAGCCCCAUGUUCCUUGACCAGGUUGCUAACUUUAUCAUUGAAAACACUAAAGGACACGUGGUGGGACCUGCUCAGCCUGCAGUUGCUGAUCCAUUCACUGGAGGAGCACGAUAUAUCCCUGGUUCAUCUGAUGAUAGGCCAGGUUUUGGAGCAGAUCCUUUUACAGGCGCUGGUCGCUACAUCCCAGAGUCAGGCCCCAACCCAAGCGCUCCUGUAGGGGUGGCAGAUCCCUUCACAGGAGGAGGCGCCUACUCCUCAGCAGCCCUUAGACAAACACCUACCAAUAUCUACUUCCCCAAGACUGACGGUGUGACCUUUGAGCAAGCCAACGCCUCUCAGAUCAUUGCCAAGUUGAAGGAACUAAAUGGAGGUGCCCCUCAGGAGCACAAGCUCUCUGAAGACAUUUUGGGAAGUCUUGAGCUACUGUUGUUGUCUGUGUGCAACCCAAACUCCUCAGAGCCUCCUCCAAACAUCCAACAGAUUAACUUGCUCUGGAAAGCCUCACACUGGCCUGAAGAUAUUGUGUUUCCUGUCCUGGACAUUAUGAGGUUGGCAGUGCGUCACCCGCAGGUUAAUGAGACUCUUUGUGGAGAGGCAGAGGGAGUCCAGCUGUGCAACCACCUGCUGAGCCUAAUGAGGCCCGAGGGUCGUACUGCCAACCAGAUGCUGGCAUUACGGACUCUGUGUAACUGCUUUAGUGGCAAGUGUGGCCAAGCUCUCCUCAUGGCUCAGCGUGAAACAGUGCUGUCACGUGCUGCUGACCUGGUUACCGUCUGCAAUAAGAACAUCCACAUUGCUCUGGCUACUUUGGUGCUUAACUACGCUGGCUGCCUGCACGCUCAGCCUGAUCUUGAAGCCAAGGCUCAGUGUCUCUCUGUGGCCAGUAGAGCUCUGGAGACAGUACAAGACAAGGAGGCUAUAUUUAGGCUUCUGGUGGCCUUGGGAACCACUGUGGCCUCUGACAUAUCAGCACAGGACUUGGCACGUUCUUUGGAUGUCAGUUCUCAGAUUUCCAAAUACUCAUCAGUGUCUGAUCCAUCAAAGGUGGGCGAGUGUUGCAAGCUGGUUUUAAAAGAACUACACUGAUAUGACAAAUUAGGGGGAAAAGAAAAAAAGCAAAAACAAAGAGCACUUCUGUCUAUUAUGUUGCUCUACUUGAUCAGUUGUGGUGGACACUGAAAUUUUGAGCUUGUAUGUUCUUCAAUUUAAAAAAAAGACAAAUAAAAACUUUCCACAUGCUUA